CCGAUUCCAAUCAGUAAGAUGAAAACAAGCUAGUUUUCAUUCGGUGUUCGCAACUCUUGCUUUCUAAGUAGAAUUUUUGAAAAUCUUUGUUACAUUUGUACACGAUCCCGCUGAGAAAGGAUUCGUCUAGUCGAAGUCGCAGUCGUCUUCAGCGCAACAAAUCAGUUUAUCCGUGAGUCUAGAGUCUGUAAAAGGUGUAACAAAAUUAUUUUUUAUCGUUGAAAAUCGCGUGAAAAGAAGUCAUCAUGCCGCAAGUUUUUGAAACGUAUAUCCCACUCCCAACCACGCUUGGAUGCACUCCGAAGUUGAGGACAGCCACAAAGGGGAACAAUGUGAUCCGUGGGGUCCCAAUAGUCAACGGAGAGCUUGGCCAACUGUCGGCCAAAAUUCGUACAUUCCUCGAGGAGUCGGUUGCCCUGUGUCAGCCGGAUCGCAUCCACAUCGUUGAUGGAGGCGACAAAGAAAGCGCAACUCUGCUGAACAUUUUGCACGCCCAGGGAACGAUUCAACCUUUGCCGAAAUAUGACAACUGUUGGUUGGCUCGUACCAAUCCGACUGAUGUGGCCCGAGUUGAAUCUAAAACAUUUAUUUGUACUGAUAAACGGGAGCAGACCAUUCCAACUCCGAAGGCUGGCGUCAAUGGAACACUUGGCAACUGGAUUUCACCGGAGGGCUACGAUACCGCCAUCCGUUCACGUUUCCCCGGAUGUAUGAAGGGACGAACUAUGUUCGUAGUCCCGUUCUCUAUGGGACCCAUCGCAUCGCCAUUGUCCAAGUUCGGUAUUGAAAUUACCGAUUCAGCGUAUGUCGUAUGCUCGAUGAGAAUCAUGACUCGCAUGGGAUUGGAGGUCCUGGAGAAACUCGCAGACAAUUCGGACUUCAUCAAAUGUCUCCACUCGGUCGGAACUCCAAUCAACGGAAAAAUCUCCAUGCCAUCAUGGCCGUGUGAUCCGGAGCGUACCAUUAUCCUGCACAAGCCCGCCAAUAACGAGAUCGUUUCUUACGGAUCGGGUUAUGGCGGUAAUUCUCUGUUGGGCAAAAAGUGUUUUGCUCUCCGGAUUGGAUCCACAAUCGCUCAACGGGAAGGUUGGCUUGCCGAGCACAUGCUAAUCCUUGGCAUCACCGAUCCUAAUGGCGUGAAAAAAUACAUUGUUGCUGCUUUCCCAUCUGCUUGCGGAAAAACUAAUCUCGCCAUGAUGAAUCCCACUCUACCCGGUUACACAAUGGAGUGCGUGGGAGAUGACAUUGCGUGGAUGAAGUUCGAUUCCAAGGGACAACUUCGUGCCAUCAAUCCGGAGAAUGGUUUCUUCGGAGUCGCUCCUGGUACCUCCAUGGAGACCAACCCCAAUGCCAUGAAUACCGUGUACAAAAACACGAUCUUCACAAAUGUGGCUGCCACUUCGGACGGCGGAGUCUUUUGGGAAGGUAUGGAAAAAGAAAUCUCUCCUGAUGUGGAAAUAACGGAUUGGUUGGGUCAACCGUGGAAACUGGGUGUUUCCAAAACCCCAGCAGCACAUCCCAAUUCCCGUUUUUGCGCACCGGCCAGUCAGUGUCCGAUCAUUGAUUCCGCAUGGGAAGAUAAUGAAGGAGUACCAAUCUCAGCCAUUCUCUUUGGAGGUCGUCGCCCGGAAGGUGUCCCCCUGGUUUAUGAAGCAAACUCCUGGGCUCACGGAGUUUUUGUUGGAUCUGCCAUGCGCAGCGAAACUACAGCCGCUGCUGAGCAUAAGGGUAAAAUGAUCAUGAACGAUCCGUUUGCGAUGAGACCAUUCUUCGGGUACAAUUUCGGUGACUACCUGAAACAUUGGUUGAGCAUGGAACAACGCGCUGAAAAGGCUGGUGGACAUCCACCAAAAAUCUUCCACAUCAACUGGUUCCGCAAGGAUGCCAAAGGAAAGUUCCUCUGGCCAGGUUUUGGCGAAAAUAGUCGUGUUCUGGAAUGGAUUCUUCGUCGUAUCGAUGAUCAGGACUGCUAUCGGGAUACACCUAUCGGUCGCGUACCCAGUGCUGGAGCUUUGAAUCUCGACGGUCUAAAAAGUCCCGUAGACGAAAAGGAGCUGUUCGCGAUACCGAAACAAUUCUGGCUGAAAGAAGUCGAUGAGAUUAAGCAAUACUAUGACAACCAACUGCCGCAUGAUCUGCCGCAGGAAAUAGCCAAAGAGCUGCAGAAGCUCACCGUCCGUGUUGAGCAAAUGUAGACUAGAAUUAAGACGAAGCGCGUAUUAAACUUAACUAAUUUAA
This is a messenger RNA of Topomyia yanbarensis, 2238 nucleotides long. RefSeq names its product phosphoenolpyruvate carboxykinase [GTP]-like. Gene Ontology annotation, biological process: hepatocyte differentiation; response to starvation; cellular response to glucose stimulus. NCBI's taxonomy places the organism in Eukaryota, Metazoa, Arthropoda, Insecta, Diptera, Culicidae. The transcript has 3 exons. Gene Ontology annotation, molecular function: phosphoenolpyruvate carboxykinase (GTP) activity; GTP binding; manganese ion binding. Gene Ontology annotation, cellular component: cytosol. The record is from RefSeq and is a predicted model, not a curated record. Bases 246 to 2195 code for a protein of 649 amino acids.